Phyllostomus discolor (pale spear-nosed bat) is the source of this 5534-nucleotide messenger RNA. RefSeq names its product neuferricin. The record is from RefSeq and is a predicted model, not a curated record. Gene Ontology annotation, cellular component: membrane; endomembrane system. The transcript is spliced from 4 exons. NCBI's taxonomy places the organism in Eukaryota, Metazoa, Chordata, Mammalia, Chiroptera, Phyllostomidae. Bases 144 to 938 code for a protein of 264 amino acids.
AGACUUUUUCCUUUUAGUCAUUUCAGUGACAGGCGGACAAGGGAAAGCGUAGCGCCGGUGACGUCGCAGCCAGCGUCUCCGCCAUCUUAGUUGUGGGCGGAGAGGCGGCUGUCACGAGAGCGUGGAGAGUGCUCCUAGUCUAAAUGCUGCGACUCGGCGGGCGCGGGCUCCUACUGGGCUUGGCCGCAGCGGCGGCCGCAGUGGUGGCAGCACGGCUGAUGGGCUGGUGGCGGCCCCGUGCUGGCUUUCGCCUUUUGAUACCCGAGGAGUUGGCCCGCUACCGCGGCGGCCCUGGGGACCCAGGCCUCUACUUGGCAUUGCUGGGCCGCGUCUACGAUGUGUCCUCUGGCCGGAGGCAUUACGAGCCUGGAGCUCACUAUAGUGGCUUCGCAGGCCGGGACGCAUCCAGGGCAUUUGUGACAGGAGACUACUCUGAAGCAGGCCUUGUGGAUGAUGUAUCUGACUUGCCAUUUUCUGAGAUGCUGACCCUUCAAAAUUGGCUGUCAUUCUACGAGAAGAAUUAUGAAUUUGUUGGAAAGGUUAUAGGAAGGUUCUAUGGAGAGGACGGGCUACCUACCCCAGAACUGACCCAGGUGGAAGCCAAGAUCAGCAAGGGCUUGGAGGCAAAGACACGGGCGCUGGAAGAGAAGCACAAGUUUCCACCGUGCAACUCGGAGUGGAGCUCAGCCAGGGGCAGCCGGUUCUGGUGCUCCCCAAACAGUGGAGGUGUGAGCAGAGACUGGACUGGCGUCCCCAGGAAGCUGUAUAAGCCAGGUGCCAAGGAGCCCCACUGCGUGUGUGUGAGAACAACUGGCCCCCCUAGUGACCAGGCGCUGGACAACCCUGCACACAGAAAUCGUGGGGACUUGGAUCACCCCAACUUGGAGGAAUAUACAGGCUGCCCACCCGUGUCCAUGGCAUGCUCCUUCCCACUCUAAGUUGGUGCCCUUGACUCGUGGGCCCUAGGAUGGCCCCUGACAUCAAACAAGUGGGCCCAGAGGGACCAGCCUCUGCAGAUGUGACCCACGACCCCUCACCAUGGCCUCACCCUUCUGGUGACUGAGGCGAGAAUUUGGCAACCUGCCUAGUACUGGUCAGCCUGGUUUUGUCACUAUUCCCCUAGAUCUAUUUGCCAUCCUUCUUCAGAGCCCUCAAAUAUGAAUGGGCACUAAUGCGACCAACCCUGAAUUAACUGGACAGACGAGCAAAGGGUUCUGAGCUCCAAGAACUACCCACAGACUCACAGGCUGCCCAGAUCAGCUGCUGGCCUGGUGAGUGGCACUAGCAAGGAGGGACUGCAUCAUUCCUUACAACUCAGACACAGGACAAUACAUCCAGAAAAGACAAAAUAAUAAUAAAUAAUAAUUAUUAUAAUAAAGAACAGCACCCACCUUUCUUAUAUGUGAGACUUCCGUAAGGCAAACUGAAUCUAUAACCAAGAGCUGCGCUGAGUUGGUGUGAGCUGGGCACCCCAGUGGGAGGUGACAACGAAAGAGAAUGGAUUGUUUCUGGGGGUUGGAAACGUCUUUGCUCGUAUGGAUGCAGCAAAUCCACAUGCCUCUUUCAAAGCAAGGAUAUUGUUUCUCUUUGAAACACUUAACAUUAGGUGCGGUGUGCUUUCAAAGGGAACACUGCAUUUUUGACAAGAGGUGUUUUAGAGCUCUGACAAGGUAACUGGUUAGCGCAACAGCAAAGUUUGGGCAAGGCUGCCCAUGCAAACAGCUUCAACUUGAGGUGGCUGGGCUUGCAGCUUCUCCGUGGGUGGUGUCCACAGUCAUCUGUAAUCUACCCUUGACAAAUUUCAUAUCCAUUACCUCCUGGCUUCUUAACUGGUUAAGUAGAAGGGGCGAGGGUAUUCCUGCUUUGCAGAUAAGGAAAUGAAGCCUCAUGUUUUACACACUCCUGGUCUCUCCUCAUCUGAGCCUUCACCUCAGCUUCUUUCCCAAUCCCCUCACCUCUUAUUUACACAGUAUGCAUCCUUUCUUUCUCUCCUGUAUCAUUAAUCUCAGUAAGCAGCUUUCCAGAUUCCCUGGCCAGGAAAUGGAGGCUGCCUCCCCUCCCAGGCUGUCACUGCCCUUGUGGCUACAGCUGUUCCUGAUACCAGACUCCGCUCUCAACUCCUUUUGCCUCCCCAGAUCCUCCUCACCUGCCCUUCCUGGACCUUUGGCCUCUCCCUGCCUCCUGGCUCACUCCCCCACCAUCAUAAAUAGAACACUCCCUCAGUAACACCGAGUUCUGCUGUAGCACUAUCUAUUCCUGUCACAGAUAAACUUUUUGAAAAAGCAGUAGGUACUUGCUAGGCUUCCUGCUCAGCCCCACUCGCCUGGCCCCUGCCCUUCCCUGCUCACAGCACACAUUCUGUAUUGGCAGAUGCCGUGGCACCUUUCCUUGAAAGCUGCCUCUCCUCAACGACCCCCUCCCACUCUAGUCGUCUCAUUCCUACCUCAGCUACCCUGUAGACUCUAGUCCAGGCGCCUUCCCUGAGCAUUUCUGUAGGCACCUCAGUGCCACAUUUCUGGCAUUCUCUCCGCCUUCUCUCGUGAUUCUGCGAGUUCCCCUGGUGAUGGCCCCACCAGCGCCAUCUACACCCAGCCGCACCAGGUGAGAAUCCUUCCUCUCCUGUCCCCCUCCUCCCAACCGUCUGCACUUCUGGUCACUCCACCUCCUCAGUUUGCUCCCUCCGAUCCCCAGCCCGCCUCCUCUGAUUUAGGCUGUCCUCUCUCACCUGGAUUACUAUUACUGCAGGAGCCUAACUCUGCUCCCUGCCUCCAGCCCACGCUCCAAACCACUGGGAGCCAUCCUUCACGGUGACGGGGCAGUUCCCCAUUUAAACCUCUUCUGUGGCUCACCCUAUCUACAGGGAUCGAGUGCUGACUCUUUAGCAGUGUGGCACAUGAGGCUCUGCUGUGGUUUGUCUCCUCUCAGCUUUGAUUCCGUCUGCCCACCGUUCGCUCCAGCCUGCACCUCACUGCCUUGUGCCUUCUUCAUUCAGGCUCUUCUACCUGAAAUGAUAGCUCCUCAUCUGUUCAAUUGGUCCACCUCUUACCCUCAAAACUCAGCUCAGUCAACACCACUUGGGAGCUUUUAUUAACCACUGGCCCGCCAGUUGGAUUUAUUUUUUAAAGAUUGUGUUUAUUUUUAGAGAGAGGGAAAGGGAGAGAUAAAGAGGAAAAGAAACAUGGAUUGAUUGCCUCUCUUAGGUGCCCUGACCCGGAACCUAACCCGCCACCUGGGCAUGAGCCCUGACUGGGAACCAGUGACCUUUCACUUUGCAGGGUGACACCCAACCGAGCCACACUGGUCAGGGCCCACCAGUUGGAUUCAGAUGCACUUCCCCCUAGGUUCCCAUGACGUGCCCAUGUGUUCACUCCUCCUAUAACAAGUACCAGUGUUCUGUAACCAGGGGUUUCCUGUCAGCUCUCACACUGCACUGCAGACUCUUUGAGAACAGAGGUCAAGGGUUCCUGGGUUCUGUACCCCAGUAGCCACAGUACCUAGAGUACAUGGUAAGUGUGCAGCUCCAGAAACUUAGUAAAGGCACAAAGCAGUGGAGCUGAGCCUAGAACCCGAGGUUCCUGUCCUGAUUCGGUGCCAUUUUCACUCCUCCGUAGUUCAGUAUGUCUCCGUCCUCCCUGGAGCAGGAGUGAACAGAAAGAAGGGCCCAGAUUAGAACCUUGUUCUUCGUUCCAUACGGCCCUUGAGCUCAGCCCCUGCCUCAGGCAUCCCUGGUCAUUGGAAGCAGCUUCCAACUCCAAGCUAACUGGGAACUGGUCACUGCCACUGCUCUCCUCAUCCUUAGUCACAACAAAUACAGGGUCCAACACAAAUAAUGCCCCUUUUUAUCACAAAAUCUUUUACUAUGAAAUCAUAAGCAUGUAAUUCCAUAACAUAACAGUAUCACACUGAAGCACACCAUACAUUUUACGUGCAAUGUUCAAAUUCAAAGUAUAGAUUAUUACAACCAUAUUAUUACCCUAGCAACCACACUGAAGCAGGCGUUACUUCUGCCGGACCCUGUAUUUACCAAGCCCCUCUGUGCCAUGGGAUGAGGGAUGAGAGGAAAGUGAGGCUCCUGACCUCAAGGAGCUCACAGUAUGGUAGAAAUGCAGGGAGUGUGGGGGCCAGGUUGAGAUGCUCAGACCCUUCCAAAAGCAAACAGAAAAAGGAGCAAGACCACGGCACCCUUCGAGUCCUUCCAGCCUACUGUGGACUCAGGAGGCACUAGAAGUUGCCUGACCUCUGCCAGGUACAGGCACACUCAGCCAGCUGCAGCAGGCUGUGGCUUCCUCACUCAGUGAGAACUUUUCUCUUUGAUGCCAACCACUCACAUUAUAGCAAAGAGCCUCCUCAUGAAGGGGCAGUGGGGGAAACUUCAAGGGACUCAGCAAGAGCAGGCUGUCAUUUCGGGGUCUGAAGGGCUUAGCCAUGGACGGGAGUGGUUACUGGAGAAACUUCUUCCCUCCCCAGUGGAGGUGGUCCUGGACAGUUUAUGGAGGAGGAAGGCAGUCCUCUGAGGAAAGCCACAGAGUUCAGCUCAGGCAAUUAAGACUUGCUGGUAGAAGGGAAUGGAGAGAAAACAUACAUGUUGGGCACCUGUGCUGUGCAGGGAGCUUUAACAUCCAUGCCAGCAUUGAAAGGGUCUCAUUUUAUGGUCCAGAAAAGGGGCAGAAACCCCCCACUGCCCCCGGCCUUUGAAUGGCCACAGCAGUCAUUGCAGGGCAGAGCUUUCUACCCGAGACUGCUCCUCGGCCACAGUGCUGAGCGGUGUUAGAGCAAAGGCGGGCAGCUGCCCUCCAACACGCUGAAGGAAAUUGACAUCUGCCUUUGAGUUCUGAGAUACCAGUUUCCUAUAAACACGGAGUUCAGAGUGAAGAGCCUGCGAUUUUCUGGUUACAGCUUAGCCACGGCAUGACCGCACAGCCAAGGGCGCCAUAUCUGUCCACCACUCCUGUCCGUUGCUUGCUCAGCUCCAGGCAAGCUGUGAUCUGCAGUGCCCCUCAGAGGAUUACCUUGGGCUGAACACCCACCUUCGAGAGCACUGCCUACUGCCAGAGUCCCCAGAUUCCUACAAGUAGACAGCGAGGGCCCCGUCAGCCCUCGCUGGAGGGGCUCUCUGUGUGUGCACCAGAAUCUGUGAGCUCGCAUGAAAGGAAGGACACUACUGGUCAUCUUCCUCAAGGCAAUCCUGUGAGGUGAAAAGGACCACAGUCGUUUCCACUGUAUAGAUGCACAGACUAAAACACAGACUGUGACAAGGCAGAACUAAAGCCCAGUGCACUUCCCUGGCUGAGCAAAAAUGUGUGAAAGUGGGAAUGUAUGAAAUAGGCUCGUUCCUGUUUGUAUUCCUGUACUGACAAUACGACCAGUACUCACCUCAAGGAUGGCUAUUAGGAUUACUUGGCAGCACCUGACAGUUCCUAUAACCAUGAGGAAAGCCACCAGAGAAUGAGAUCUAUCAUCACAGCUUGUCUGAACUAGGGGUAGGCAAAAAUGGAAGGCAGGUAAAGAAAGAGAAGACAUUAUUAGCUCAAAAA